CUCUGCGCUAACACAGAGCAACCUGACAGUGCUUUCGAUGGCAGCUGUACGCGAGCUCCCGUGGCUGGCGCGCCAUUCUUCACCAGGCCGCGUGGUUCCCUUCCCUCGGCUCGCUCCCUUUAACUUCCCGCACACACGCGGGCGUUUCUGGCAGCCUCGCCGCUUUACCCCGCGCUCCCUUUGCUCAGAAGGACGGCGAUCCACCCGGAGCGGCAGCCGCUCCCGCCGCACCUCGGAUCCCCGCAGCCCCGGCCGUGCCCGGGCGGAGCGUGCAGCGAUCGGACCGUCCCCCGGCAUCGCCUUCCGGUGCCGCGGCUCCAUGGACGCCAACCUGCGGCUCUGGAGGGCUGAGGGCCCGUCUUUUUGGCAGAGGCUUCUUCUGUGGGCGGAUGUCUUAGACCCCCUGCACCUCCUGAAGUCCGCGGAUGAAAUAAGAAGAGCCCGGUUAUUAUUAGAAAACAAUGAAAAGACCCAAAGUGAGCCCCUACAGAAUCAUCAGACAAAACAAGCCUUCCUGCUGAGCCUGGCCAGUGUACAUCCUGAUACAGGCAGGACAAUUCCUGUUUUCUUCAGACCUCCAGCUUUCCUGCCUGUAACUCUUCCAUUGGUCAUGUCUUCGUCGCUUCAGCUGCAGGCAAAACAGAUUUUUCUUUGUCAGUUCGCGUUUCAUGCAUACACCACAGGAUUUACCCUGUUAAAUGGAAAUUGUACCACUAAGGAUGAAGAGAACUCGCUUCACCAAAAGCAAAUCUUGCUUGGUGUGGGGGCCGUUUCCUACGCAGCACUUCUGGGUGCUUUUCCUUUUUACUUUAUGGACCGGUACACGUUGAAGAGCCCAGUAACAAAUCUAGUUGUCAAAAGGCUUCUACCUGCUCCUCUUUUAGGCUUGAUGAAUGCUUUUACUGUGGUAGCAGUGAGAAGCGCAGAAUUUGAGAAUGGAAUUGAAGUGAUGGACAGGAAUGGGAAGGUUGUAGGAGUGUCAAAGAAGGCUGGUGAGAAGGCCGUUAAAGAAACAGCAUUAUCAAGAGGAAUCUUGUUUGGGACAACAUUCUUCCUGCCAGCUGCACUUAUGCACUUUGUGGAAAGAGCGAACACUACAAGAACUCCACGUGCUUUGGCUUCACUGAGGAUGCUUCUGACUAUGGCAGUGCUGGCAGGGAUGUUACCAAUUUCACUUGGCAUCUUCCCACAGUGUGGUGAGAUAAAACGAGAAGAACUUGAAGCAGAAAUUCUGUCAUCUACAGAAGAAACAGUAUUAUUCUACAAUAGAGGAAUUUAGAGAUUGGCUUUUGUAUCUAAACGUGGGUUUUGAUUAAAGUGAAUUCUGAAUCUCUCAACAAAUUCAGUCAACAUCAGUGACUGAAUGAAUCAUGAACUUGUGGUGGCACACAAACCAGAAUUGGUGUACAGACAGGCAGGCACUGCAAAAUGGUUUUGCAAGCCAAGUCCCCCAGAGAAGUAUGUGCACAUAACUUAAUGCUGUAAACAUGAUCUGUACCAGAGAACGUUGUUCUAACAUCUCAAACUGUUUUGUAUGCUUUCUCACACAGUUGAUUUCUUGAUUAAAGGACUGAUCAGGUGAUACAAGA
Messenger RNA from Tympanuchus pallidicinctus (lesser prairie-chicken), 1589 nucleotides. RefSeq names its product sideroflexin 4 (gene SFXN4). NCBI's taxonomy places the organism in Eukaryota, Metazoa, Chordata, Aves, Galliformes, Phasianidae. Gene Ontology annotation, molecular function: monoatomic ion transmembrane transporter activity. The record is from RefSeq and is a predicted model, not a curated record. Gene Ontology annotation, cellular component: mitochondrial inner membrane. The coding region runs from base 38 to 1279 and encodes 413 amino acids. The transcript is spliced from 14 exons. Gene Ontology annotation, biological process: monoatomic ion transport; mitochondrial transmembrane transport.